Suillus plorans is the source of this 1251-nucleotide messenger RNA. RefSeq lists its product as uncharacterized. The transcript is spliced from 2 exons. Lineage: Eukaryota; Fungi; Basidiomycota; Agaricomycetes; Boletales; Suillaceae. Bases 1 to 1251 code for a protein of 416 amino acids. The record is from RefSeq and is a predicted model, not a curated record.
AUGGCGAUUGAUAGUGUCGCAGCUUCUUCCUCACAGCCAGCACCAAAGCGUCCACGUCCUGUGGCUUGCAAGGCGAAGCCCCGGGCUCUCCCGAUUGAGCCUCAGAGCUCUUCGACUCUAUCCCAUCCCGCUACUUCUGACGGUGAAGAUAGGGAAAAGAACAAGAAUAAUGGCAAGGGGAAGAGAAGGGCUUCGAUCGAAUCUUCUCACAGCUGUAAAGAGGAUAUCUCAAGGAAUAACCUCCGUCCCACAAAGCGCUCAAAGUUGGAACUAGCCGUACCUGUAGCGCAUAAACACGAACAAUUCUGGGUCCUUGAUGGGAACACGGUCCUCGAGGUUGGAGGCGUGCUCUUCAAACUCCACCGUUCUAGGCUCAUUGAUCAGUCAACCUUUUUUGCUGGCCUCUUGGAUGAACAAGAUGUGUUUAUGGACGACAGUGUCGUAGUCGAAAGCGACGAGCAUGGCUUGGUAUACCACCUGUCGAAUACCACACCGACAGAUCUCGAGGCAUUACUACAGCUCGAUAGGAACCCAAUGGCUUAUUAUUUCAGCCCUCCUACAUUCCAGGUCUUGGCUGCUAUCCUUCGCGCAGCAACUAGAUUAGAGUUCGACACGUAUCGAGCCUUUGCCGUGAAACUCUUAGAGAAUGCUUGGUCCUCAUCUCUCAUGGAUAUCACUACGGAAACUAAAACUAAUGCAGUAGAAGUCGUGAUUCUUGCGCGGACCUGUGGCAUCGAAAGCGUCUUAAAGAGGGCUUUCUAUGAAAUGGUUCGGGUAACAGGCUAUGGUCUUGGUGACGGCGAGUUGAACGGCGACAACGGAGAAGAGUCUCAGGAAAUCAGCCGCGCAGACGAAAGGCGUUUGGAACGCAUGAGAGAGCAUCUCAUUUCGGCCUGGUCACAGGUUGCAGUGCGCGUGGAUCGUUCCUUCAAAUGCCCCAACCAGUCAAAAGAAACGACGACCGCCGGGAGAGCCCACAUCCUUGGGUCGUCCUCUGCUUCACCGCGUCUCCCCGGAUGUCCAUCUCUGUCUUUGAAGCAAGACGCUUGGGAGAGGCGCGUGCACGACUCUGGGCUCUACGACGAGUAUCAGUUUGACCCUUUGUGCGGACUUCAAGCCCUCAUCGACAUCAAAUGGGACGAGGAAGAAGGCUGGUGCUCAGACUGUGUGCGGGCAAGAAGGGAAGCCUGGACGAGAAUGCGUCAGAAAACUUGGGAACGCAUUGGAGUGUGGAUGGGUCUUGACAACUGA